GUUAUCACGUCGCGAAUUGUAAUAAAUUUUCCACGGCGGUCUGCGGCGUUUUUCUCAUUUUCGUUGUGUCUUCUGGUUUGUUGUCCUCCACAUGUCCGUGAUGCAAAAGUGCGUCAUGAUUCGGCGGACAGCAAACGCUAUACCGAUCAAUUACUACCAGAGGACUUGGUGUUCGACCAAAGCAGCAGCGCCGACAGAUGAAUUUCGUGUUUUGAACUUGAAGAAAAAAUUUGUUCCUCCACAAUCCAAAAAGAAAUAUACCAAAACCUUAUUGUUACCUCCUAGAGAAACAGCGAUGCCUGUUGAUCAAGAUUGGACUAAUGUAUGGCCAGGUCCAAAAACAUUUCAUCCAGCCUCAGUGCCUUUGGCUCUACGACAAGGGUAUGAUCAGAAAAGAGCACCACCAGGCAAAUAUGGUAAUGCUGAGCUAAUGAAAAUUCCUAAUUUCCUUCAUCUUACACCACCGGCUGUGAAAAAACAUUGUAGUGCUAUAAAAAAGUUUUGUACUGAAUGGCCGAAAGGGUUAGAAACAGAUGAAGAUUUCGAUAAACAUUUUCCUAUGACAAUAAUAACAACCGAUUACUGUCAUUCAUCGCCAACUAUUAAAGAUCCAAAAGCCAGAAUAGUUACUAUAAAAGUAAAAUUGAGCGCAUUCGAUUUAGACAAACACGCUAGAGAUAAAAUGAUUAGAUUAGUUGGGGAAAGAUAUGAUGAAGAAACUGAUAUACUUACUAUUGUCACCGAUCGAUGCCCUACAAGGAAACAAAAUUAUGACUAUGGAAUAUACGUUCUCACAGCUUUAUACCAUGAAUCUAAUACCUUUGAAGAAUGGGAAAAAGAGAAACAGGAAGCAGAUAUGGAGCACUACAUCUGGGACAAUAAUGUCUCCAAAAAAGCAUAUGUUGCAUUAGUUGAAUGGCCAAAGAAAGUUUCUGACGAUGAUGUUAAAUCGUUUUCUAUUGAAAACGAUUUGGUGGGACAAAAGUACAAAGAUGCUGUAACAGAAUUAUUAAACAAUGGAGAAGAUACAUAUACAUUGAACAAAUACAAAGAAGCAGUAGUUGGCAUGUUAUUACCUCAAAAUGCCCAGGCAUAACUAGUUUAAAAUUAGAUAUUUAUGUUUAAAUCAUUAUUUUGUACAAUAAUAUUAAAUUUAUUCAGACUCGA
Messenger RNA from Sipha flava (yellow sugarcane aphid), 1167 nucleotides. RefSeq names its product 28S ribosomal protein S35, mitochondrial (gene mRpS35). Gene Ontology annotation, molecular function: structural constituent of ribosome. Gene Ontology annotation, cellular component: mitochondrial small ribosomal subunit. The transcript is spliced from 6 exons. Lineage: Eukaryota; Metazoa; Arthropoda; Insecta; Hemiptera; Aphididae. The record is from RefSeq and is a predicted model, not a curated record. The coding region runs from base 92 to 1096 and encodes 334 amino acids. Gene Ontology annotation, biological process: mitochondrial translation.